AUGGUAGAGCGGAAAGGAUACACAAGAAAUGAUAUUUACAACGCUGAUGAAACAAGUAUAAACUGGAAGGUAUUACUCCGAAAAUCAUUUGUAUCAUUUCGUGAAUCAUCAGCACCUCGUUAUAAAGUUAGUAAAGUUAGGAUAACUGUGAUGAUUUGCGCAAAUACUAUUGGAGAUCACGCUUUACCAUUAUUAGUGAUUGGAAAAGCUAUUAAACCACGGUGUCUUAAAAAUAUUAAUCGACUUCUAAUGACAUAUAAGGCACAAAAAAAACUUGAAAUAAAUAACAAAAUUGAUGUGAAAAACUGGCUAGAAAAUGAUGCAAAUGAUUUAAGAUUUGAAAUAUUGAACGAUGGUGAAAUUGUUGAAUCAGUAAAAGAAUCAGAACUGUUUGCUCAAAUUGAAAAUGAAUAUGAAGACGCCGAGAACUAUACUGGUCGUACGCCAGGUGAAAUCUUUACAGUAUUAGAGGCAAUAAUGUAG
This is a messenger RNA of Melanaphis sacchari, 483 nucleotides long. RefSeq names its product tigger transposable element-derived protein 2-like. NCBI's taxonomy places the organism in Eukaryota, Metazoa, Arthropoda, Insecta, Hemiptera, Aphididae. The transcript has 2 exons. The record is from RefSeq and is a predicted model, not a curated record. Gene Ontology annotation, molecular function: nucleic acid binding. Bases 1 to 483 code for a protein of 160 amino acids.